AUGGCGCCGGUACGCGUCUCUGUCAUCGGCGCGGGCAUGGCCCUCCAGUGCCUGCACUGGCCGUCCAUCGUCACUCAGCCGGACCUCUUCGUGCUCCAUUCCGUACUAGAUCGGUCGGGCCGAGGAGGCGUAAAGGAGAUGUGCGGUCAGGGAGUCAAAGUAGUCAGCAGCUUGCAAGAGGUAGUGGACGAUCCAGAAGUGGAGCUGGUCGUGGUAGCCAGUCCGAAUAAUACGCACCUAGAGUAUGCUACCGCUGCGUUGAAAGCAGGAAAGCACGUACUCGUCGAGAAGCCCAUGUGCCCAACCUCGGGAGAAGCGCAAACCCUCGUCGACCUCGCUCAGAAGAAGAACCUCAUCCUGAGCGUAUACCAGAACCGGCGCUGGGAUGCGGACUUCUUGACGGUCAAGAAGCUGAUCCGAGAGGGAAGGCUCGGAAACAUCAACGAGUUUCAGUCCAACUAUGACCGCUAUCGCCCUCUACCACCCUCUUCCCCAUCCUCCGCUCAGCCGAGCUCCAGCAGCCAGCAUAACGACGUCAUCUUCAAUUUGGGAUCACACAUCAUCGAUCAGGCGUAUGUGCUAUUCGGUAUGCCUGAGAGAGUAGGGUGUAGGGUAUGGGACCAGCGCGGGAUUGGGCUGGACGAAGCACUGACACAGCAGUUCGUAAUGGACUUGUACUAUCCCCCUCAACAUCCCUCCCACACCCCGCUUAUCGUCACUCUCCGCGCGUCCAUCCUGUCCGCCAUGCCCAAACAGCAGCGGUUCCUCAUCAAAGGCUCAAGAGGAACAUACACCAAGUUUGGAGGCGAUCCGCAGGAGAAGCAGCUGUAUGAGAUAGGGACAAAGGGGUGGAAGGGGUCCUGGGACGGAUUUGGGGCGGAAGAUGAGGCGGACUGGGGAGAAGUGGCGCUUGUGAAGGAGGAGAGGGAUGGGGAUGAUGAGCUGAUCAGCAGAUAUCCGAGCGAAAGAGGGAAUGGGCCAUAUCUAUACACCAACCUCCACCAGGCUAUCAGCUCGAGUGACGCGUCAAAGCUAGAAGUCAAGCCGGAACAGGCGGUCAAUGUCCUUCGACUGAUCGAGCUGGGUCUGCAGAGCUCGAGAGAGGGAAGGGUCAUGCCCGUCAAGCCUUAA
Dioszegia hungarica is the source of this 1131-nucleotide messenger RNA. RefSeq lists its product as uncharacterized. The coding region runs from base 1 to 1131 and encodes 376 amino acids. The record is from RefSeq and is a predicted model, not a curated record. Gene Ontology annotation, molecular function: nucleotide binding. Lineage: Eukaryota; Fungi; Basidiomycota; Tremellomycetes; Tremellales; Bulleribasidiaceae. The transcript has 7 exons.